Messenger RNA from Didymosphaeria variabile, 2112 nucleotides. RefSeq lists its product as uncharacterized. Bases 1 to 2112 code for a protein of 703 amino acids. NCBI's taxonomy places the organism in Eukaryota, Fungi, Ascomycota, Dothideomycetes, Pleosporales, Didymosphaeriaceae. The record is from RefSeq and is a predicted model, not a curated record. The transcript has 6 exons.
AUGGCACACUUCGCAAGGGUGUCCCGCGAGACGAUUUAUGAAGCACAACCUCCGCUUCAAGUCGAUGAGAAUACCCGACUGUUGCAACAUAACAUGGUCCACCCAAAACUUCCCGCUACGGACAAGCCGACCUGGCAGCAGGAGCAGAGAUUCGGAGCGUCUAAGAACCUCGCCACAAAUCGCAAGUGGAAGAAAUUCGAUCUUCACGCCGACAUGAUAGUAGACGAUGCCCGCGGCCUGGACUCACCUGCCCGUUUGGCGCCUUCUCCCAUUCACCAAGUCGCGCCUUCCACUCCAUCACCCUCUGAAUCGAUACAUGGUACUCCACCGCCCAACGGCAAAGACUUUCAACACCAUCCUGGGCCUCGCAAAGAUUGCGGAAGCAAGACGACGAUGGUUUCUCGCUACGUUCCCCCUCAUGUGCGCAAGAAGCAGCGCAACGUCAAUCCAGCACACACAGAUUCUGCGGACCUGACUAUGGACAUGAAGGCACUGGAGUUGAAGGGUGCCGAGCCCUCACAAGCACAAUCCGCGCAGCGAAAGCUCUCGACUGUGAACAACCGGCCCAAGGCGCCGCUUUCGCCCCCUUCUUCCCCAGCAGAGCAGCAAGCGCAGACGGACGUGGCAUGGGGCUACGAGGAACCAGAUCAUGAGCCUCUGUCGCAGACGAACGCGGUGUGGGGUUACAACGAACCAAACCCAGAGCCUCCACCGCAGGCAGAUAUCAGGCGUAAGGGUCGUCACGUUUGGCCAAAAAAUCGAGACAUGAAGCCGGUAUCAGAUGAUGAGGACGAAGGCGGCGUUGAGUUCAGGUCGGACAGCAACGGUGAUCCAGACUACGAUGUAAAGAAGCUUGUAGACUGGAACGGAGACUGGAUUCCACCACCAGAAAGCUGGUCGGCUCGCCACGCCUUCACUGAUCGCCAUUUCGGACCAGGCAUCGAGAAAUGGAUCAACGGUCACGAUGCGAGCUGCACCGUGAAUCUGGCCGAUCUGCUCGCACUGCCUGAUUUCCUCGGUGUUGAGGUCGAAGGAGGCGUGGUCUCGAUCGAUGGCGUGGUGGUCGCCCAACGGAUUAUCAACAAGGAAAUAGCCCCUCGGAGCUGGAUCCCCACCAAGAUCGAGGGCGAUGCGCCGCAGUCCUUCUGGCAGGCGUUUCCUUCCCGUGCUCCUUCACCACUCAGCGACAUCGACAUUACCGAACAUCGCCCUUUUUGGGAGGAGUAUUCAAAGGACAACACUGAUAGCUUCCUCAACCCGCUCCAGCAUCCGGCUAAGUCAGAACUCGAUUUGAAUGACGAAGAGAACUGCAAGCCGGGUGCAACGAAGUCAGCAACGCAACAUGUAAGGGACGUUUCGCAGAAGAACCAAGCGCGUAAGAAAAGGCGUUUGGCAAGGCAGAACAGGGAGCGCCCGAUGCAAGAGCAGCCGCCGCGCGAUCCUGGCUAUCGCCCAACUAGCAAUGUAUACUUGCGGCCCGUCAUCGCGGCUGACGCCAAAGGUAUUCAAGAGCUCUACAACCAGUACGUUGAGCGGACGAUCAGCGCGCCGGAGUUCACGCCCCGAGCUCGCAAGGAUAUUGUAGAGCGAAUUCGCACUAUCACCGACGAAGGCCUCCCGUACAUCGUUGCUGUGCACAAAGGCCUUCAUCCCAGGGGCCCUCAAGAUUUCGUCAACGAGCGCAUUGUCGGUAUCGCGUACAUUGAUGACUUCGUCGACAGGGGCAGCACGUAUCGUUUCACAUUCGAGCUUGAAUGCUACAUCCAUCCAGACUUUGUGCGCCAGAACAUAGCCAAGUGUCUCUUUGACCGUAUUCUUGAAAUGGCCAACACUAGCUACCCCGCAAAAGGAGGCUAUCAUUGGAUCAAUUGCGGCGAGUACCUCAAGCAUGGUCUCGGCCGGGUCGUCAAGGUUAUCAACUGUAAUGUUCCUCACGAGGAAGGCGAUGACAUGGUUUGGAUGACCGAUUUUAUGAGGAAAUUCAAAUUCCGCAAGGCUGGCCACCUCUUCAAGAUGGGUUACAAGCAUGGCAAAGUCAUCGACGUCACUAUCUACCAGCACGAGACGAGCGAGAUCAUCGAUCCUAGUGUCCCUCCGGGGCAGCCUCUCUGA